Xiphophorus maculatus (southern platyfish) is the source of this 683-nucleotide messenger RNA. RefSeq names its product theg spermatid protein like (gene spmap2l). The record is from RefSeq and is a predicted model, not a curated record. Bases 326 to 676 code for a protein of 116 amino acids. The transcript is spliced from 4 exons. Lineage: Eukaryota; Metazoa; Chordata; Actinopteri; Cyprinodontiformes; Poeciliidae.
UUUUUAUUUGACAUCUUAGUAUGGAUGCAAACUUUAGGUCCAGAUGUUCAGACAUGUUAAAAUGAAGUCUUGAAUCGGUAACAGAAGAUCAUCCUUCUUUGCUCGCUGACCCAUUUGUAUCACUUUCAACAUCCUGAGACGGUAACAAAGCAGACUCCAGUUUCAAGGACUCAUCAGCUGGUUGCUAGGGACUCAUGGCUCCAUAGCAACAGCAGCAGAUUAUUGUGACAUGUCCAGCGGAGACGGUGAAGAUGGUGUCUGGAAAACAAGGUAAGUUUACGGAUUCCUUGUUGCAUCAUCAAAUCAAUUCAGUUUGAUAAUUCUGAUGCAUUUAAACCUGCAGGUGUCCGACCGAGAUUUGAUCCCUCAAAGAGAAUCUUGGAGCUGGCGCAGCAUAAAACCUCAAAAACAGUCUGGGAGACGACUCCUUGCUGUGUUUCUUUGCAAAAACUCAAAAUCUGAGAAGGUGAGCUGGGGCAACCAGGAGCCGAUAUGGCCCAUCUCCACCGCCGCACUCAAAGCUACUCCGACUGCAAGAAUCCAAUACCUGGCUCAACACAAAAGAGAUUUCUCAGCAAGGGAGGACCCCCGGAGGCAAGCAAGGCACCUGCAGACUUCCAGACAGUCAUUAUUAAUGACUGUCUGGAAAACGAUAGAAAGGAAGGACUGCUUGUGAUUUGCUG